GGGCCCCGGGGGACGGAAGUGGCCUCUGGAGCGGAGACGCGCGGGGCGCCGAGUGGCGGACAGGGUGUCCGCUGGCGAGGCGGGCGGUCGUCCUGUCUUUGUACACCCGAAUCCCUCCUUUGCCGCCUUCUCGCUGCCACAGCUUCCCGGGACGAUGGUGCCCCGCCUGCUGCUGCUGCGCGCCUGGCCCCGGGGCCCUGCGGCUGGCCCGGGAGCCCCCUGCCGGCCCCUCAGCGCCGGCCCCGGGCCGGGCUCUUACCUGCAGCGCAGCAUCGUGCCCACCAUGCACUACCAGGACAGCCUGCCCAGGCUGCCUAUUCCCAAACUUGAAGACACCAUUAGGAGAUACCUGAGUGCCCAGAAACCUCUCCUGGAUGACAGCCAGUUCAGGAAAACAGAACAAUUCUGUAAGAGUUUUGAAAACGGAAUUGGAAAAGAACUGCACAAGCAGCUGGUCGCCCAGGACAAGCGGAAUAAACACACGAGCUACAUCUCAGGCCCCUGGUUUGAUAUGUACUUAACUGCUCGAGACUCUGUUGUUCUGAACUUUAAUCCAUUUAUGGCCUUCAAUCCCGACCCCAAACCCGAGUAUAACGACCAGCUCACCCGGGCGACCAACAUGACCGUUUCUGCCAUCCGCUUUCUGAAGACGCUCCGGGCUGGCCUACUGGAGCCGGAAGUGUUCCACCUGAACCCUGCCAGAAGCGACACCAACACCUUCAAGAAACUCAUACGCUUUGUGCCUUCCUCUCUGUCCUGGUACGGGGCCUACUUGGUCAACGCAUAUCCCCUGGAUAUGUCCCAGUAUUUCCGGCUUUUCAACUCCACGCGUUUACCCAAACCCGGUCGGGAUGAACUCUUUACAGAUGAAAAGGCUAGACACCUCUUGGUUCUCAGAAAGGGAAAUUUCUAUGUCUUCGAUGUCCUGGAUGAAAAUGGGGACAUGGUGAGCCCCUCAGAAAUCCAGGCACAUCUGAAGUACAUUCUCUCGGACAGCAGCCCGGUCCCCGACUUCCCCCUGGCGUAUCUGACCAGCGAGAACCGGGACGUCUGGGCAGAGCUCCGGCAGAAGCUGGCGACUGGCGGCAAUGAGGAGGCCCUGAGCAAAGUGGACUCUGCCGUGUUCUGCCUCUGCCUCGAUGACUUCGCCAUCAGGGACCUUGUCCACCUGUCCCACAGCAUGCUGCAUGGCGACGGCACAAACCGCUGGUUUGAUAAGUCCUUCAACCUCAUCCUGGCCAAGGACGGCACCGCCGCCGUCCACUUUGAGCACGCCUGGGGAGAUGGUGUGGCGGUGCUCAGGUUUUUUAACGAGGUCUUUAAAGACAGCACGCAGACUCCUGCCGUCACUCCGCAGAGCCAGCCGGCCACCCUCGACUCCGCGGUGGCCGUGCAGAAACUCAGCUUCGAGCUGAGUGAUGCCCUGAAGGCCGGCAUCAGCGCUGCCAGAGAGAAGUUUGACGCCACCGUGAGAACCCUCACUGUCGACUGCUUGCAGUUUCAGAGGGGAGGCAAGGAGUUCUUGAAGAAGCAGAAGCUGAGCCCGGACGCGGUGGCCCAGCUGGCCUUCCAGAUGGCCUUCCUCCGGCAGUACGGGCGGACGGUGGCCACCUACGAGUCGUGCAGCACCGCGGCGUUCAAGCACGGCCGCACCGAGACCAUUCGGCCCGCGUCCGUCUUCACCAAGAGGUGCUCCGAGGCCUUUGUCAGGGAGCCCUCGAAGCACAGCGCCGGCGAGCUGCAGCAGAUGAUGGCCGCCUGCUCCAAGUACCACGGCCAGCUGACCAGAGAAGCGGCGAUGGGCCAGGGCUUUGACCGACACCUGUUUGCUCUGCGGUGCCUGGCAGCAGCCAAGGGGAUCGUCUUGCCUGAGCUCUACCUGGACCCUGCGUACGGGCAGAUAAACCACAACAUCCUGUCCACCAGCACGCUGAGCAGCCCGGCCGUGAGCCUGGGGGGCUUUGCCCCCGUGGUCCCUGAUGGCUUUGGCGUUGGGUACGCUGUCCAUGACAACUGGAUAGGCUGCAAUGUCUCCUCCUACCCCCGCCGCAAUGCCCGCGAGUUCCUCCAGUGCGUUGAGAAGUCUUUAGAAGACAUGUUUGAUGCCUUGGAAGGCAAAUCCCUCAGAACCUAGCCGGUGGGCGGGUGGAGCGCCUCGGUUGCUUCCUCAUGCUGGAAAUCGGGACCUGUGCACCCAGUGGGUGCUGUCCUGGGCCUAAUGAAGGUGAUCGCGAGGGGCCUGGGCUGCCAGAGCCGCAGGCCUGAGCUCCAAAAUCAUGGAUUUAAAGCGAGCAUGUGAUUUCCAAGUGGGACUCGAUGAGGAGAGGGUUCAGUUUGAAGAGCGUUUGAUCAGGAGCUAGGGUUUGGGACGAUAACUCAGGUGCUUUUAUAUUUAAGCAGAAAUAAAUGUGGCUGCUGCUCGGA
Oryctolagus cuniculus (rabbit) is the source of this 2424-nucleotide messenger RNA. RefSeq names its product carnitine palmitoyltransferase 2 (gene CPT2). Gene Ontology annotation, biological process: fatty acid beta-oxidation. The record is from RefSeq and is a predicted model, not a curated record. Lineage: Eukaryota; Metazoa; Chordata; Mammalia; Lagomorpha; Leporidae. Gene Ontology annotation, cellular component: mitochondrion. Gene Ontology annotation, molecular function: carnitine O-palmitoyltransferase activity.